Messenger RNA from Huiozyma naganishii CBS 8797, 2043 nucleotides. RefSeq lists its product as uncharacterized. Gene Ontology annotation, cellular component: nucleolus; preribosome, small subunit precursor; 90S preribosome. The record is from RefSeq and is a predicted model, not a curated record. Bases 1 to 2043 code for a protein of 680 amino acids. Gene Ontology annotation, molecular function: RNA binding. NCBI's taxonomy places the organism in Eukaryota, Fungi, Ascomycota, Saccharomycetes, Saccharomycetales, Saccharomycetaceae. The transcript has a single exon. Gene Ontology annotation, biological process: endonucleolytic cleavage to generate mature 5'-end of SSU-rRNA from (SSU-rRNA, 5.8S rRNA, LSU-rRNA); ribosomal small subunit export from nucleus; endonucleolytic cleavage in 5'-ETS of tricistronic rRNA transcript (SSU-rRNA, 5.8S rRNA, LSU-rRNA).
AUGGCUAAGGCGAGAGGUAGGAAACUGCUGAAGAAGCAGAAGAAAGACGCGUUUGCGCCGGGCACCGGCGAGGAUGUGAGCCACGCCGAGCACAAGGCAGAUGUGCCCCAGGAAGAGGCUGCCGAGGCUGCUGCUGGCGGUUCUGCCACUGGGAACGCCAUGUUCUUUGGGGUGCUGGACAGAGAAGAACUGGAGUACUUCAAGCAGGCCGAGGCGACGCUCGCAUUGGACGCGUUUGAGACCCCGGAGGAGAAGCAGCACUUUGUGGCGAGUGUGGUAGGCGAGGCUGCCGGCAAGGAGCUGAAGCUGGUGACGUCGCAGAUCUGCUCGAAGUUGAUGGAGCGGUUGAUCCUCGAGUGUGACGACUCCCAAUUGAGGACGCUGUUUCAGGCGUUCAACGGCGUGUUCUUCGGAAUGGCGUGCCACAAGUAUGCCUCGCAUGUGCUCGAGACCCUGCUGGUCCGGAGUGCUGCGCUUGUAGAGAAGGAGCUGCUGACGCCGAGCUUUGAUGCGCAGCCUGCUGAGGGCGACGUGUUUGUCAGCAUGGAGAACAUGUUCCUGUUCAUGCUGAACGAAUGCGGCCGCACCUGCGAGAGAUGGUGCAACACGAGCAUGCGUCGCAUGUGCUGCGGCUGCCUGAUCCUGAUCCCUGUCCUCGAAGCUGCUGCCAGCACGGUGCAGAACAACUCGACGCUGCGGUCGAAGAAGUCGAAGAUCGCGCGGAAGAUGAUCGAACUGGGGGACAACGAGGACUUCAACAGAACGUACCAGACGCCGGAGUCCUUCAAGGGCCAGCUGCGCGACCUGAUCACGACGCUGUACGGGAGCUUCACCAAUGGCGCACAGAGCAAGGCGGACGUGACCACCUCGAUGGUGACGAAGUUCAGAGAACUGUGCGUGGACAAGGUCGCCUCGCCGGUCGUGCAGCUGAUCAUCCAGGUGGAAGGGAUCUUUGACCGUGACCGGUCGUUCUGGCGGCUGGUGUUUGCCGUCGGGGACGAGAAGGACGCCAAGGAGGAGUCCUUCCUAGAGUACCUGCUGUCGGACCCUGUCGGGUCGCACUUCCUGGAGAACGUCAUCGCGUUCGGGAGGAUCAAGUACGUGGAGAGGCUGUACCGGCCGUACAUGGCGGACCGUAUUGUGAAGCUGGCCAAGAGAGACACCACGGGCGCCUUCGUGGUGCAGAGUCUGCUGAAGCACCUGAAGAGCAAGGAGGUCCGGGAGAUCCUGGACGCGCUGGUGCCCGAGCUGGACAUCCUGCUGAACUCGAACAUGGACUUUGGGACGACGAUCAUCGAGAGCAGCAACAAAGAGGGCAACUACCUUCGCGAGGAGGUCAUUGGCCAGCUGGUCAAGAAGUACUACAGCGCUGCGGAGGCGAACAUUCUGGAGAGCGCUCUCUCGCUGAGUUCGUCCACACUGGGGAACACGCGGGACGACUGGCCGACCGUGGACGAGAGAAGGCGGUCGCUGUUUCUGGAGCAGCUGAUCGACUACGACGACAAGUUCCUGAACAUCACCACCGAUAGCAUGUUGGCGCUCCCCGAGGAGAGGUUGCUGCAGAUGUGCUACCACGGGGUGUUCUCGCAUGUGGUGGAGCACGUCCUGCAGGUGCAGCGCGUGGACUUCAUCAAGAGGAAGCUGCUGCUGAACGUGCUGUGCAAAGACGCCGUCGGGAUGGCGUGCAAUGCGUACGCCUCACAUGUCAUGGACAAGCUGUGGGACUUCACUGCCAAGCUGGCCCUUUACAAGGAGCGGAUUGCCGGCGCACUGAUGAAGGAGUCCGAAAAGGUGAAGAACAGCACAUACGGCCGGCAGGUCUGGAAGAACUGGAACCUGGAGCUGUACGCCCGGAAAAGGUGGGACUGGAAGCAACUGGUCAAAGAGCACGAUAAGGAGCUGUUCCCAGACUCAAAGCCCCUGCAGCCAAAGUCGGCAAAGCACGGAAUGGAGGGACAGAAAGCCGUGAGGACUCCAGGAAACCAUACAAGAGACAGAAUUUCAAUGGUAACCGGGAAAGAAGCAGAAGGUGAUAGAUCAUAA